AUGGCUAGAUCCCAUCUUGAUCCAGAGGAUUCCACAGCAAUUCAUCCUUAUGAAGAAAGUGUCACGGCUUCUCCACCUAUCCACAGCUUAGUUGCAUUGGUGGGUUCUUCAACCCAACCAUCGACAACAGAUUCCAUCUUGCAGGCAUCUCGACAGCUUGGAGACAAUUUCACAACGCCGUUGACAAGUUCCAGUCCACCAAGCUCAUCUACUGUGGAAGCCGGAUUUUCUCCUGAUGCGGCUAAUGAUGGGAGCGAUCGGAUGGUGCCAAGAUCUAUUGAUACUAUUCCUACGUCUGUAGCCGGGACACCAAGGAACCAAGUUUCACUUGGAGUGACACAGCUUGCUUUUGCAACUGCAACUGUUGGCCCUCUGAAGGAAGCCAAUCCUUCUCUUGAACCCCCAAGUUCUCUGUUGAAAGAACACAUCGAAAGCUUCCCAACAACUCUGUCUUUUGGAACUUCCAAAGAAGAUGAGAUCUCCUUGGUUUCUCACAGCAUACUAAAUAGCUCCCUUGUGGAAGCCAUCAAACUGGAACCAAAGGACAACACUUCCUCCAUUGUUGAAAGCUUGGUUGGCCCUACAGUGAGCUCCAUCGAUGGGCCCAUCUCAGUUUCCUUUCAGACCAAUCUGUUGGACACUACUGAUGACAGGAAGCCAUUAGAGACCCAACACUAUGGAAGAAAGAGGCAGAUCUCAGCAAGUAUGGAAGAGAUACCUACUUCAAAGUCUCCUCCAACUGCUAUGGAAGCUGAUUCAGUCAGAAAACUGACCAACGUCCAGCCAGUAGAUGCCUUGCCAAAGAGAGGAACUGGAGCUCCUCCAUUAUCUCCUCUAAGUUCUACCACUCUUAUGUCCAAGAUGCGGCAAACAUCAAAGGACUCUUCUGAGCCUGAGACAAUUACAGAUUUCUUGGUGACCAAGGGGUUUAGUCUUGGUACCACAAAAACGGACUCUGCUGUUCCAUCAUUCCCAUAUUUAGAUAUAGGAGAUGUUCUACAUCCAAUUGGAGCAACCUCAACUAGACUGACCUACACUGAUCUUCUAGAAGGAUACACCACUAGUCCUUCAGUGGAGUCUUUGGGCAGUUCUUCUGUUGAACAGAAGCUCUCCAGUCCAUCACAAUCUCAUCCCACAGUUUCUCUUCCAGGUUUGAUAGAAUUUGAUAGAUCUUCAGUCCCACCAUCCCACCGCUCUUUAUCAUCAAGCAUGACCUCCAUUCCCUUCUCUGGAAUCAGUGUCCCCGAGACAACUUCAAAAACAUUUAUUAACAUUACGGAGGGCCACCUAGUUAGAAUAGGGCAGGUGAUGCCUAGAGGUACAAAGUCAUUCAGUGCCACCCCACUCCCUCUAGAGUCAAGGAGUACAGGGGGUGGAAUAGCACUGUCCUUGCCUACAAAAGUUCCUAGAGUCGGCUUGCGUACCUCUUCUGAGAUGGCCACCUUGGAGAAUGCAAUGGGACACCAGGUCACAACUACCUCCACUGCAAAUAAUAUACAAGCGAUUGGCAGAUCAACGUUGCCCAUUCGUAGCUCAAGUUCCACCACAUCCAGUAAUUCUAGUGUUCCCGCAUAUCCUUCAUCUGUCCUGGAGACCAGAUCCAGCCAGGGAACUCCUAUAUUUUCUGCUUCAGCUACGCUGUGGACCACUCAAAGAACUCUUCCAGUUGAGCCAAAGACUACUUGUAGGAGCAUCUCUUGCCCAGUGAGUAUCUCCACGCCACCUCAGAAUAAUAGAUCAGCUCAAAGCAUGACUCCCCAACCAUUCUUGGCUAGAAAGGAUUUGAGCACUAUCUCAGGGACGAGGUCGCCCAAGGAGAGCACGAGCCUUGCUGGUGCCAGUGGAUCCAGAUCGGAAGAGAGAGACGCAACGGCAUUACCCAGAACCAAAAUUGUGACACGGGUCCAACAGGAUCCUUCUUCACAGCAGCCCAGUUCCAAAUUCACCACCUCGCCAUUCAACCCGUCGGCGAAGGAGGAUUUGACCCUGGGUACAUUCGCUUCAACUGUUCCGGCAGUGCGUGUUCUGUCUCUGUGGUUUCGUCUCCUCAAAAUAAAUUACACAAACUCCCUGAUGAACAAGUCUUGUGAAAGUUAUAGGAGACUGGAAAAAGAAAUCAAAUUAACAUUAAAGAAGAUACUGUCUACCUAUGAGAACUUUCUGCACGCAAAGGUUCUUCGUUUCUUGAAUGGAUCUGUCGUCGUGGAGAGCCAGGUGGCCUUCCAGGCAACGGGCCUUCUUCCCACCCCCUCGGACAUCAUACGGACAAUUGUGACAGAGGUUGAGAGCCGGAAAAUAGAUGCCUUUUUUGACUGGAGGAUAGAUGUGAGAUCUUUGCACUUAAAUGGAUUCGGCUUGAAAAAUCUAGAACCUGAGAAUUUGGCUGUAUUUUUCAGUCUCCUGGAACUGGGCUCCACAUUUGGGGACGAGAACUUUGCCCAAGAACACUUGGAAAGUCUGAAGAUCAAGAUGAAACAGUUGCUUGGGACCCGAUAUGCAGUUCAUUUGAUCUCGCUUAUUGAUAACCGGUACGUAGUAACAUUUCUGGGAAGGAUCAAUUCUGGACAUUUUUCCAGGCUGGAUACUUUGACCAAUCCAAAACAGCUUCAUUUGAAACAGUAA
Molecule: messenger RNA, 2622 nt
Organism: Thamnophis sirtalis
Lineage: Eukaryota; Metazoa; Chordata; Lepidosauria; Squamata; Natricidae
Source: RefSeq, a predicted model, not a curated record